Clarias gariepinus (North African catfish) is the source of this 4633-nucleotide messenger RNA. Its product is annotated as NACHT, LRR and PYD domains-containing protein 12-like. Gene Ontology annotation, molecular function: protein binding. The record is from RefSeq and is a predicted model, not a curated record. Bases 157 to 4098 code for a protein of 1313 amino acids. The transcript is spliced from 18 exons. NCBI's taxonomy places the organism in Eukaryota, Metazoa, Chordata, Actinopteri, Siluriformes, Clariidae.
UGAAGCAGUUGAAAAAGAAGAAGGAAACAAAUAACGGUAAUUUUAAUGCCAUACAAGGGCUGUUCAAUAAAUGAGAGGAAUUUGCAUUAGCAGAAACAUAUCAAACUCUUCAGGACUCAGUGUUGUGUCUCUUGCAUACUUUCCUAAUAUUCAAAGAUGGAGACCUCUGAUUUUAAUACAGAUAAUGGUACCCCACCUUCAAAAACAUGUAAAAUCCAGACUGAGAGAUCAGAUUCACCCAUACCCAGCCUUGUCUCCAUGAAGAGUGAUGUGUCUAUGAAGCAUCCUCCAGAACUGAAUGACACAGAUUUUUCCUGUGUAUCCAGUUUUCAGCAGACAUCAGGAGACAAAAAUGAAAAGAUCAUCAUCACUGAUACAAGCCCUGAUGCAAAAACUGCUAUAUAUGAAUUCCAGAAAAAGCUCAAAUUAAAUUUGCUGCAGAAGUUUCAGUGUUUGAAUGAUGUCAUAGUAAACCAGGAAAACCGAACACUCCUGAAUGAGACCUACACAGAGCUCUACAUCACAGAUAAAGAGAGUGAAGACGUCAAUAAAGAACAUGAGGUGAGACAGUUCAAGGCAGCAUCCAGGAAAAAAAUAACAAAGGAAACACCAAUCAAAUGCAAUGACAUCUUUAAGAUCAGAACUGUGCUGACAAAGGGAGUCGCUGGCAUCGGAAAAACAGUCUCUGUGCAGAAGUUCAUUUUGGAUUGGGCUGAAGGGAAAGCAAAUCACGACAUCCAACUCAUAUUUCCACUUCCUUUCAGACAGCUAAAUUUAAUGAAGGACCAGAAAUUGAGUCUGAUGGAGCUCCUUCGUGUCUGUUUUAAGGAAACAAAAGAAAUAGUAAUGUCCAGUUUGGAAAAGGUUCUGUUCAUUUUUGAUGGAUUGGAUGAGUGUCGUUUCCCUAUGGAUUUCCAGAACACAAUAGGAGUGUGUGAUGUAACUAAAUCAGUCACAGUGCCUGUGCUGCUGAUAAACCUAAUCAAAGGGAAUCUGCUUCCCUCUGCUCAAAUCUGGAUCACCUCCCGACCAGAAGCAGCUGAUCAAAUCCCCUCUGAGUGUGUUGAUCGAGUCACACAGGUACGAGGGUUCAGUGAUCCACAGAAGGAGGAGUACUUCAAGAAGAGGAUCAGUGAUCAGAGCCUGGCCAAUAACAUCAUCACACACCUGAAGUCAUUAAGAAGCCUUUACAUCAUGUGUCACAUUCCAGUCUUCUGCUGGAUUUCAGCCACUGUUCUAGAGAGAAUGUUGGGUGAAGCAGAGAGUGGAGAGAUCCCCAAGACUCUGACUCAAAUAUACACACACUUCCUCAUUAUGCAGAUAACCAUCAUAAGAGAAAAGUACUCAAAGAAGCGGGAGAGUGAUGAAGAAAUGCUUCUCAAACUCGGACACCUGGCUUUUCAGCAGUUGAUGAAAGGCAACCUGAUCUUCUAUGAGGAACACCUGAGAGAGUGUGGCAUUGAAGUAGAAGAAGCAGCAGUGUACUCAGGUGUGUGUACUCAGAUUUUCAGACCGGAGAUUGGGCUUCACCAGAGUAAAGUGUACUGCUUUGUUCAUCUGAGCGUUCAAGAACACUUUGCAGCUCUGUAUGUGCACCUGAUGUUCAUGAAGGAAAAGAAAAAUAUUCUUCAACAAAGUCAGUCUUCAGAUCUGAAAGAAAUUACAAUUUCAGAUGUCCAUAAGACUGCUGUAGAUCAAGCAUUACAGAGUGAGACUGGACAUCUAGACAUUUUUCUUCGCUUUCUUCUGGGUCUUUCACUUGAGCCCAAUCAGGAUCUCUUAGAUUGCUUUGUAACACAGAUAAAAUGUAACUCAGAGAGCAAAGAGGAAACAGUUCAGUAUAUUAAAAAUCAGAUCAGUAGAGAUCCUGCUGUAGAGAAAUCCAUCAAUCUGUUCCAUUGUCUGAAUGAACUGGGUGAUGAUUCUCUAGUGGAGGAAAUCCAACGCUACCUGAAAUCUGGAAAACAAAGUGAACUCACUUCUUCUCAGUGGUCUGCUCUGGUGUUUGUGUUACUGACAUCAGCACAUGAACUGGAGGAAUUUGACCUGAGUAAAUAUACCACUUCAGACAACGUAUCAGAUUGGGUUCUUUUGAAGAUGAUGCCUGUGAUUGCAGAAUCAAGAAAAGCAAUUAUCAAUUGUCAUACAAUGAAAUGGAGAAGCUGGACAGCUCUUGACUCAGUGCUCAGCUCAAACUCUGACAGCAAAGCCUCUAAUCUGAGAGAACUGCAUCUGAGUGUGGGUACAAUUGAUCUGUCUCAGAAUAAUCUAGGUGACUCAGGAGUAAAGCAUCUCUCUGCUGUACUGAAGGAUCCUCACUGUAAAGUAGAAACACUGAGGUUGUUUAAUUGUGGUGUCUCAGGUGAAGGCUGUGCUGCUCUGGCUUCAGCUCUAAAAUUUAACCCCUCACACCUAAGAGAACUGCACCUGUCUAUUAAUAUACUAGGAGAUUCAGGAGUAAAACAUCUCUGUGCUUUCCUGGAGAAUUCACACUGUAGCCUGGAGAUAUUUGGGUUGUCUUACUGUGAUAUCUCAGAUGAAGGCUGUGCUGCUCUGACCUCAGCUUUCAGAAUAAACCCCUCACACCUGAGACAACUGGAUCUGUCUGGAAAUAAACUAGGAGACAAAGGAGUGAAACAUUUCUCUGAUAUCCUGAAGGAUCCUCACUGUAAACUGGAGAAAUUGAGGAUGUGUGAAUGUGCCAUUUCAGUUGAAGGCUGUGCUGCUCUGGCUUUAGCUCUGAGAUCAAACCCUUCAUACCUGAGAGAACUGAAUUUGUCUAAGAAUCCUAUAGAAGACUCAGGAGUGAAGCAUCUCUCUGCUGUACUGGAGAAUCCUCACUGUAUAGUGGAGAUACUGAGGUUGUUUCAGUGUGAUCUCUCAGGUGAAGGCUGUGAUGCUCUGGCCUCAGCUCUGAUAUCAAACCCCUCACAUCUGAAAGAACUGCAUCUGUCUGAGAAUAAUCUAGGAGACUCAGGAGUGAAGCAUCUCUCUGCUCUACUGGAGAAUCCCCACUGUAAGCUGGAGGCACUGAGGUUGUGUAAGUCUGGUGUCACAGAUGAAGGCUGUGCUGCUCUGGCUUCAGCUCUGAGAUCAAACCCCUCACACCUGAGAGAACUUGUGGGUACAAUUGAUCUGUCUCAGAAUAAUCUAGGUGACUCAGGAGUGAAGCGUCUCUCUGCUGUACUGGAGGAUCCUCACUGUAAAGUAGAAGCACUGAGGUUGUUUAAUUGUGGUGUCUCAGGUGAAGGCUGUGCUGCUCUGGCUUCAGCUCUAAAAUUUAACCCCUCACACCUGAGAGAACUGCACCUGUCUAAUAAUAUACUAGGAGAUUCAGGAGUGAAACAUCUCUGUGCUUUCCUGAAGAAUUUACACUGUAACCUGGAGAUAUUUGGGUUGUGUUACUGUGAUAUCUCAGAUGAAGGCUGUGCUGCUCUGACCUCAGCUCUCAGAUUAAACCCCUCACACCUGAGACAACUGGAUCUGUCUGGAAAUAAACUAGGAGACAAAGGACUGAAACAUUUCUCUGAUAUCCUGAAGGAUCCUCACUGUAAACUGGAGAAAUUGAGGAUGUAUGAAUGUGCCAUUUCAGUUGAAGGCUGUGCUGCUCUGGCUUUAGCUCUGAGAUCAAACCCUUCAUACCUGAGAGAACUGAAUUUGUCUAAGAAUCCUAUAGGAGACUCAGGAGUGAAGCAUCUCUCUGCUGUACUGGAGAAUCCUCACUGUAUAGUGGAGAUACUGAGGUUGUUUCAGUGUGAUCUCUCAGGUGAAGGCUGUGCUGCUCUGGCCUCAGCUCUGAUAUCAAACCCCUCACAUCUGAAAGAACUGCAUCUGUCUGAGAAUAAUCUAGGAGACUCAGGAGUAAAGCAUCUCUCUGCCCUACUGGAGAAUCCCCACUGUAAGCUGGAGGCACUGAGGUUGUGUAAGUCUGGUGUCACAGAUGAAGGCUGUGCUGCUCUGGCUUCAGCUCUGAGAUCAAACCCCUCACACCUGAGAGAACUGCAGCUGGAACAGAAUAAAAUAGACGUCCCAGUGAGGAAUCUGCUCUCUGCUCUACAGAAAGAUAAAGGUUACCAACUACAAGACCUGAGUCUGUAGAGAACAUCUGUGGGUGUGGAGGAGACUCAGCAUGUUCCUGCAUUUUCAUUUGACAUAAGAGCGACAUAAGUGAUGAGAGGAGUCCUGAUUCCACUUGCAGUUAUCAUGAUCAAUCCUCCAAGGUUGUUUCUGGUCAAACCUCGACUCAGAAAACCAACAUGGAGACAAAAUGAACAUGAAAAAUCUCAGAUGUCCUCAUUUUUAUUAUGGUGUUACAUAAAUCCAGAGAUUGUGUGUAUGUUUUUAAACCUUAUAUUAGCUUAAUGUUUAACAUUUACAAAUUUUUGACAAUAUGAAUCCUUUAUUUUUUGUUUGCUACUCAGAAAUUAUUUUUUUAUAUUAUACAGAAUUUUCUACUUCUACAUGUUUAAAAAUCAUAAUAUUUCAACAUAUUACACUGCUAUAUUUUGCUUUUAUGAAAGUGUACACAGCCGAAAUGUGUUAAUGGAGAAGUUGUGUGAGAUAAAUUUCAAUUGUUUUGCUUACUGUUACAUCACUAUGUUAAGUAUUAUAUUUAUUUUAAUAAACUAUAUCA